AUGGACUCCGCAGAGUUCACCUUUUUGAAUACAACUGGGGCCUCGACCCUAUCCCAACCCACACUGAAGCAGAUGAGAGCGCACGUCACAAAAGCCAAUUUCGCAAAACGACGGCAGCGGAUCGCGGGCACAGCAUCUUCCCAGUCGCGAAAGAAAUCAAAACGAAAAAGCAAUACCGAGGUUGCUAUUUUCAGGGCCCCAACUUCCGGUGGUGACAUCGGAGCUCUGCAUAAGCUGCAAGAGUUUGUUUAUCUGGAAGGCAGGCAUGCUCCCGACGGUCCCAGUGAGGCCGCCUGGUUUGACCUCAUCGCCUCUGACCCUGCACUGGUCGAAGCGUCAAUGGCUGUAGCUGUGCAGCAGUGGUCUCCCGACAUUUCCUGGCAGUACCGAGCACACAAUCAUAUGGAUAAAGCCGUGAAUCUUAUUAAGCAGGCGAUCAUGUCUACAAAAUCGAGCACUGAUGGCGUUUUGGGUGCAGUUCUUACUAUGGCUUUUGGUGCAGCUUUGGCCGAUGAUAGGUUUGCGUGGAAAAUCCAUAUCAAUGGGCUCACAAAUAUCAUCAGAGACCGAGAAUCUCGCCUAGCCGACUCUUUGCCGUCAUGGGUCAUAGACCUUGUUGUCCAGGACUCGAUCAAUGGCAUUUUGGGCUUCCCUCGGAUCUGGCAUCCCAGUGUAAUCAAUGCAUUGAGCCAUUACCAUGACCAACGACUGUCCAGACUCGCAGCACUUUGUGACGGUGUCAGUCGUUUGAAAGGCAUGGUUGAUUCGCAUCACGAACACGCUUUUGACUCGGUUCUUGUCGCUCAAGCAAUCGAAGAACCGCUAGCCCGAUUACAGUACGAAGCACGUGCACUCAGAACAAGCGAUAAGAUUCAUAUCGAGGCGGCCGCACGAGCGAUUGAGAUAAUCCUCCAUCUUCUUUGGCCCACACACUCAGCAGCCUAUUUAACUCUCCUUGCCAGUGACCUGCGAGAUGCGAUGCAACGUUUCCCAAUCAAGGGCUGCCCUUACAUGCAUAUGACUUGCUUCCAACUCAUGGUCGGGGCCAUAGCUGCAGAGAGGGGCUCGCCUGCGGGGACAUGGUUCGUGGAUAGAAUCUCGAUGGCAGUCCGCUGGAUGCGGCUACGCGGGUGGCCCAAACCGCUGAGACUCUUGCAAGAGAGGCUGGUGUCGGAUAUCGGUCUCAAUGGUCUGUUCAAACAGCUUUGGACGGAGUUGUCAGAUCCGGACGUUUUUGCUGAGGUGGAAGGUUCCAUGCCGGACUCGUGGAUGACCGUGUAUUCGACCGAUGACAAAUUCAGAUUUCAAAGCUCAGACUCCGCAUCACAAAUCCAAUAA
Aspergillus calidoustus is the source of this 1338-nucleotide messenger RNA. Lineage: Eukaryota; Fungi; Ascomycota; Eurotiomycetes; Eurotiales; Aspergillaceae. The record is from the annotation of a GenBank genome assembly.